Messenger RNA from Paramecium tetraurelia, 1536 nucleotides. RefSeq lists its product as uncharacterized. The transcript has 3 exons. The record is from RefSeq and is a predicted model, not a curated record. NCBI's taxonomy places the organism in Eukaryota, Ciliophora, Oligohymenophorea, Peniculida, Parameciidae.
AUGUUAUCUGAUUUAGAUAGAAAGAUGUGUUAAAAACAUAAAUUAGAGAUUUUAACAAUAGAUUUAAAAUAAUCAACAGCUGUUGAAGAUAAAUUCCUUUGCAUAAAGUGUUUAAUGGAGAAAAUUGAUAUUUAAAACAUGGCUUUGGUAGAAGAAACUAAAACAAUGAUUAAAUCAAUGAAAAGUGAGUAGUUGAACAACAGACUCAGAGAGUAUUAAAGAAGAAUUCAAAACUUUAAAUAAAUUGAAUCAUAAUUAAAAGAAAUGAAAGUGUCAAUCAAUAAUACCAUAGAUAAGCUAUAAUCUAAUUUAAAUUAGAAAAUAACUCUAAUGGAGAAUGAAUUAAAUGAUUCAGAAUCAAAAACUAUGGUCUCUACUUUUGAAGAAGAUGUUAGAAUUUUAUCAAAUAAUUACAAAGGAUCAUUCAAUUUUGAAAUUCCUAAAGAAUUUGAGAAGUCUUUGGAUGAUAAUUCUUAUAUUGAUUCAAUAGAAUAAUAAUUAUAAUCAAUAAUCAAUUGUCCUAAAUUAAUUGAAAUCAAAGAAUGUUUAGAAUAAAUAAAAGUAGAAAACGAGAAUAAAGAAGUAAAAUAAUGCUAAUUACUUAAUAAAAAAGAGGAAGAUCCAUAGAAAACACCAAGUUUAAAGAUUUAAUGUAAUAAACAUGGAAAAGAAAUUAUUAUGUUUAAUCUGAAUCCUGAUAAAACUUAAUUGUCUAGAUUGGCUUGUGUUGAAUGUAUUUAAUAACAUAAUCCAAUCAAAUACACUACUUUAAAAGAUGCUAAUCUUAAAUGGAAUGAAUAUUUAGGAUAAACUAGUGAUUAUAUCAAACGAUUUUAGAAUCAAAGAUAUUUGAAAUCAACAUAAAUCAUUGAUAUUCUUCAAGAUAUUAAAGAAAAGUAUAAUUCUACUAUUUCAGAAAUCAUAAAUAAGAUAAACACUUAAUAUUCAAUGUUCAAUUAAAAUCAAAUUAAUGAAUUUAAUGACAAUAUCAUUUUUUAAAUGAAUAUUGAAUAAAUCGAUGAAUUAACUGAAAUAUUAAGUUAAGAUGAUAAAUUCUAAGUUUUGGCUGAAAAACAACUUAAUAUUUAAAAACAAGAUCUUAAAUAAUUAGAAAUGAUAUCAAAUAAUUUUGCAAAAUUGAUGUAAAAUGAUUUAGUAGCAACUGAAAAGAUUAAUUAGAUCUUCAAAGAAUCAAAUCUUAAUAUGUCUAAUAUAAAAGAUUUGACAAAUGACAUUGUAUCAGAUGAUAAGGUAUCUAUUUAAAAUAUCUAAUAAAUUCGAUAACUAAAUUCAUAAAUAUAAAAAUUUAAAAUAUAUUAAGAUAUUUUAAAUGAUGGAUUAAAUUAGUAUGAAUUCAUUAUGCAAAAAAUAAGUAGUUUAUCUGAUGAAUUCCAAGAUACAUAAUUGUAAUAAUUUAAUGAAUAAUUAACAAAGAUUCAAAAGGAUUCUCCUUAAUAUAAAAAUUCAUUUAAUUUGAUUAACUAACAGCAGAAAAGGAAUCACUUUAAAAUCAACUUAUUGAAAAUAAUAAAUUGA